Messenger RNA from Myotis brandtii (Brandt's bat), 2371 nucleotides. RefSeq names its product odd-skipped related transciption factor 1 (gene OSR1). Gene Ontology annotation, cellular component: nucleus. Lineage: Eukaryota; Metazoa; Chordata; Mammalia; Chiroptera; Vespertilionidae. Gene Ontology annotation, molecular function: RNA polymerase II transcription regulatory region sequence-specific DNA binding; DNA-binding transcription factor activity, RNA polymerase II-specific. Bases 1093 to 1896 code for a protein of 267 amino acids. The record is from RefSeq and is a predicted model, not a curated record. The transcript is spliced from 3 exons. Gene Ontology annotation, biological process: regulation of transcription by RNA polymerase II; urogenital system development; embryo development.
AGAAGGGUGUCCCAAGCUCCCUGCCCCACAAGGACUUUCUGAGUAGCCCUCAGUGCAGAGCCUAGAGGAGAGGGCGGUCAGCACUUGAGUGUCCUGGAGGGAGUUCAGCUCCGAGAGGGUGCACUUUUCACUUUCGUUCCUCUUGUUUUUGCCUCCGCUAGACAGACCUGAGUGUCUGGGAAAGACAGAGAUACAGGCCUCUCUGCAGAGCAUAGCCCUGUCCGUGGAGACUGGAGACCCUGACCCAAGAGGCCAGGAGAUGCCAGCCUGUUGGUCACUUCCGCAUGACUUCCCUCUGGCCUUGCAGCUGGACGGUGGCUCGAGCCCAGCAGCGGUGCCGGGCCUCCAUGCUCUUUCUUGCCCUCGGGCAUACCCACCUGUCCAGGGCUCACCACACACACAAACACCCGCCAAGAGACUCCAAAGCCCCUGCCCCCCUUUUUAUGGGGUAGGGAGGGCGCCUAAGUCCCCUUGUGUACAACUGCAGAUGUUUGACUGAGUUCAUGAAGAUGGGUGUCAGUGUGCUCCCUGAAAGGAAGGUGACCCCCAAGGGCAUCAGUCCACAAACAGCUUCAGAGAGGGGGUUGUCAACAGGGCUCAUUCACAGUGAGUCCGAAAAGCAAAUCUGUGGUCAACGUUGAGAGUUUUGAGGAGAAAGAGCAUAUGGCUUCUGGAGGCCAAACUGAAGGUCAGCUGGUCGACCACCAUGCACAGGAGCGGGGAAAUGCAUGGGUUUGUGUGAGCCUGGACGGGUGCUGUCUGUCUGGAAGGCUCUUCCUGAGUGCGGAAUGAUGCCGCUCGUAUUUGUGUGUGGCUUCCUGCAUUUUGUAGGACACUGCUCUUCCUACUUCAUCUUUGCACCUUGUUGUCAACUCUGCUUCAGAGUGUGUGGGUCUGUCCCUGUGUGUUUCUGUGUUUAUUUGCACGUGAGUAUGUAAGUGUGUUUCCAGGGGUUCCUGUUAUCUUUGCAGGAGAGGAUACUUUUGUGUUGACUCGGGCUUGCGUGGAUGGAAGCUCCUGCAUGCCAGUUUCCCCGUGUUUCUGCCUUUCUUAGAAACAUACCCAGAUUGAGAAUCCACAGACACGACCACAAUGGGCAGCAAAACCUUGCCCGCACCAGUGCCCAUCCACCCCUCCCUGCAGCUCACCAACUACUCCUUUCUCCAGGCGGUAAACGGCCUGCCCACGGUGCCCUCGGACCACCUGCCCAACCUGUACGGCUUCAGCGCGCUGCACGCCGUGCACCUGCACCAGUGGACGCUGGGCUACCCGGCCAUGCACUUGCCGCGCUCCUCUUUUUCCAAAGUGCCGGGAGCCGUGUCCAACCUGGUGGACGCACGCUUCCAGCUGCCAGCCUUUCCCUGGUUCCCCCACGUCAUCCAGCCCAAGCCGGAGAUCACCGCUGGAGGCGGCGGCCCCGUGGCGCUCAAGACCAAGCCCCGCUUUGAUUUUGCCAACCUGGCCUUGGCCGCCACGCAAGAAGAUCCGUCCAAGCUUGGCCGUGGGGAGGGUCCCGGCUCCCCUGCUGGUGGGCUGGGCGCCCUCCUGGAUGUGACCAAGCUGUCCCCAGAAAAGAAGCCCACGAGAGGACGCCUGCCCUCCAAGACCAAGAAGGAGUUUGUCUGCAAGUUCUGCGGCCGCCACUUCACCAAGUCCUACAACCUCCUUAUCCACGAGCGGACGCACACGGACGAGCGGCCCUACACCUGUGACAUCUGCCACAAAGCCUUCCGGAGGCAAGACCACCUCAGAGACCACAGAUAUAUUCACUCCAAAGAAAAGCCUUUCAAGUGUCAAGAGUGCGGGAAGGGCUUCUGCCAGUCCAGGACUCUCGCUGUCCACAAGACGCUGCACUCACAGGUGAAGGAGCUCAAAACCUCCAAGAUCAAAUGCUAAACAGAGCCUCCUGCUCACCAGGGCCCUGGGGCCCGCCGCUGCCGCCUCCUCCAGAGGGACCAGAAGCCAGAAGGCGACUCUAGCGGACCUUCCCGGACCACGUCCCUUGGGUCCCGGCCGCUUGCAGAACUACGGAGCCCCGCCCGGGGGCCAUGACCGGCAGCCAGGGCGGCUCCCCCAGGACGCGGCUAAACUCUUGGCCAAAAAGGCGGUACUCACGUGGCGGAAGGGAAACUCCAUUUAAAAAAAUAUAUAAGAAGAACGAAAGCUCCGCGGAGCCGCAGCGGCGCCUCUCCCAGAAGUAUUACUUUUUCUAUUGUUAUUUUAUACGUUUUCUUUACUAUUUUUUUUUUCUUUGACCAUAUAAGCUUGUAACUCUGACUGCGGAGAAAGAGGGGAGAGGAACAGAAGUUCUGCACGCUCGCAGCUUCCAGACCCCCCUCCCGCCCCAUCCCCACCCGGGAGCCUGCAAAAG